AUGGGCUUCGAGGUGCGAUUUGGAAAGGUAUGUGAACAUCAUGAGCCCGCGUACGGGCCAUGGCCUACCAGCAGCGACCCGGCCUCGCGGCCGUGGGUUAAGAGUGGCAGUGACAGUGGCAGUGACAGUGACAGUGGCAGUGACAGUGACAGUGGCAGUGACAGUGACAGUGACAGUGACAGUGGCAGUGGCAGUGGCAGUGGCAGUGGCAGUGGCAGUGGCAGUGGCAGUGGUGGAAGCGAAGGAGGAGGCCGAGACGCGAUGCCAUUGGCUGCGGAGGAGGUGCUGUCGCCAGCGGCAGUGGAUCAAUCCACGUGGGCGGCCAGGGGGGGGGUCAAUAUAUUCCGACAACCUUACCAGCACUAG
Messenger RNA from Gryllus bimaculatus (two-spotted cricket), 366 nucleotides. The record is from the annotation of a GenBank genome assembly. Lineage: Eukaryota; Metazoa; Arthropoda; Insecta; Orthoptera; Gryllidae.